Messenger RNA from Conger conger (European conger), 3330 nucleotides. It is a transcript of the gene pdzd7a, whose product is annotated as PDZ domain containing 7a. The record is from RefSeq and is a predicted model, not a curated record. Lineage: Eukaryota; Metazoa; Chordata; Actinopteri; Anguilliformes; Congridae. Gene Ontology annotation, cellular component: stereocilium tip; stereocilia ankle link complex; plasma membrane. Gene Ontology annotation, molecular function: protein binding. The coding region runs from base 1 to 2745 and encodes 914 amino acids. Gene Ontology annotation, biological process: auditory receptor cell stereocilium organization; sensory perception of sound. The transcript is spliced from 15 exons.
AUGGCUCACCCGUCUGGCUCGGGACGCAGAGAGAUGACCAACGGCUCCCACGGGGGAGGCCAUGCCGGGGGGGCGCACACGGCCACCCGAAACCUGCUGAGGAAGCAGCAGAGACAUCACCGCAGGAUGAGGUCCUCCUCCCCCAUGGGCCGCGUCAUCCUCAUCAACUCGCCGGUCGACGGUGGCGAUGACAGCGAGGACAUCCACACGGUGACGGUGGACAAGAGCGCAGAUGGCCGGCUGGGCUUCAGCGUGCGCGGGGGCUCUGAGCACGGCCUGGGCGUGUUCGUCAGCAAGGUGGAGGACGAGAGCUCUGCAGAGCUCGCUGGGCUGUGUGUGGGGGAUAAGCUGGUGGAAGUGAAUGGGAUCAGCCUGGAGAGCAUCACAAUGAGCAGCGCUGUGAAGGUCCUCACUGGCAACAACCGCCUACGCAUGGUGGUCAGGAGGGUGGGCAAGGUGCCCGGCAUCCGCUACUCCAAGGAGAAGACCACCUGGGUGGACCUGAUCCAUCGCAGGAUGGUGGUGGAAGAGACUGGGAACACCCCCUCUGAGGCCAGCUCGGACAGCGCCCUCCGGAGGAUCAUCCACCUCUACACCACAUCCGACGACUACUGCCUGGGCUUCAACAUCCGCGGGGGCAGGGAGUUCGGCCUGGGGAUCUACGUGUCCAAACUGGAUCCAGGGGGGCUGGCGGAACAGCACGGGAUUAAGAUGGGGGACCAGAUCCUGGCGGCCAAUGGGGUGAGCUUCGAGAACAUCAGCCACAGCAGUGCCGUGGAGGUCUUGAAGAGCCACACCCACAUCAUGCUCACCAUCAAGGAGGUUGGACGAUACCCUGCUUACAAAGAGAUGGUGGCAGAAUACAGCUGGCUCGAUAAGUUGGCGAAUGGGACAACGCAGUCCUCCUCCCACGGUUCGGACUCCAACUCUCUGAGCUCGUCGCUCUCGUGCGGAACCCCGGCUAGCUCCCUGAGCGGCCUCUCCCAGGUGAUGCUCCCUCCCAGCAUGCCCGGCUUCGGCCCCGACAUGGUGGACGUGCACCUGGGCCCGUCCGGCACAGACAGGACCGAGGCCUCUAUCCAGACAGACCCCCCCGAGCCGGACCCCGCGCUCGUCUCCACGGAAACCAGCCGGAGCCUGGGGGCCACCGUGCUGCUGAAGGACACGGCCAUUCGGGGGCAAAGCUCGGAGAGGGGGGGCAGGAGAGGCACGCUUACUCCCGAGGGGGUGCUGGUGUCCCCGAAAACUGCCCUGCUCAUGGCCCUCAGCAAGCCACCCCGACCCAUCCGCAGGUCCCAGAGCCACAUCACUGUAUCGGAAGACAACCAGAAGAAGUGGAAGAAGCAGCUGCAGAAGGGGACGGCUGAGGAGGGGGGGAAGACCCUGAAACGCUCCAAGACUUUCGUCAACCUGCUGUUCAGGGGCGGGCGCAAGAGGGACGCCUCCAGGGGGCGCUCCAAGUCUCCGUCCCGCUCUGAAACAGACCGCGAAAAAGGAUCGGGCCACAGCCCGCUGCCGGCGCCAGAGAUGCUGGGGGUGGUGGAGGACAUGGCCCGCAAGCUCUUGGGGGAGGACGAGGUGGUGGCCGUAAUGAGGCACUGCAGGAGGUUUGCAUCGGAGCGGGUGGUGGAGGACCUGGUGCACCCCCUGCUGGCCAUUCUGGACCGGCCUGAGAAACUUCUGCUGCUGAGGGAAAUCAGGAUGCUCAUCCACCCCACUGACCUGGGCCGCUUUGACAGCAUGGUAAUCCCCUUCGAGAUGGAAGCCUAUGACAUCCUAAAGAGCCGAUCUGUCAGGUCCCCUGUCCUCCAUUCCCCUCACACCAGUCGGGCCCCGAAACGCCACCUCAUCACCCCCGUCCCUGACUACAGGGGAGGCUUUCAGCUUCAUCCCUCGCGGGACUUGGAGAAGGACCGGCAGCUAAUGGAGGACAUAGAAAAGCUCCGUUUGUCCAGGACGCCGGACGCCAGGUCGCACCCCUCCCGGGCCUUCACCCCCCUCCUGGACAUCCCGGUAGACGGCUACGCCUCGGACUCCCCCCGCCAGCGCCCCGCCAGCCCCAUGUCCCCGAACUGGCUCCUGGCCGAUUCCCCCCACAGCACCGUUCAGCGCUCCCCCCCCAGGCGAGAAAAUGGUUUGGCCCGUUCCGUCCACCUGGAUGAGGUUUCGUUGCGCUCUGCCGCGGACGCGGGAGAUACUAUCCCAGAAAGGGGGAGGUCUCCGUUCAGAAACGGCCACACUCGCGGUAGAAAGGACAAAGCCGAGCCCAGAGAGGGGAAGGAUGCGGUGUUUGUGCCCGUGGGCGCCCCCCGCCGCAGCCGGCCUGCGCUGUCCCAGGUCUUCAACUCGCACUCGGACUCUCACCCUCCAGCAACCCCUGCAGGCAAAGCAGAGAAUGAACAAACCAAGGGACAUGAGAACGGCCAUUUUGAUGCGCCAGUGCUGGAGUAUGAACUCACCACUGUUGCCAUCUCCAAGACCAAGCAGUCUUUGGGGAUCAGCAUCUCAGGAGGGGCGGAGUCCAGGGUGCAGCCGGUGGUGAAGAUAGAGAAGAUCUUUCCGGGAGGAGCCGCGUCCACCUGCCAAGUGCUGAAGGCUGGGUUGGAGCUGGUGUCGGUCGACGGGGAGUCGCUCAGGGGCGUGUCCCACCAGCAGGCAGUGGACGCCAUUCGUAGGGCGUUCAGCAACAAGUCCAAAGACCCCAUGGUGUUCGUGGUGAAGGUCCCCAAGACUGAGGACAGAUGAGGGACCCCACUUGCUGGACACGGAGCAGGGAGACACAAAAUGGCUGCCUAAUCCAGUGGGAGUGAACAGUCAUGCCACCUUAACUCUCCUCAUGCUGAGGCAUUCAGCUGGAGAAAUGCUUGUGCUACGUUCACCACCACAAGUCUAUAUGCAGAACAUAAGUCAAAAAUACAUGGUAAUAUGUUUAUGAAUGUCUCAAAUUGAUGGCAUAUUAUCAAAUGUAGAAUUAUUUUCCUAAAAUGCCAGUAUAGUAAUACAGCAUGCAAUUUUACAUCAUAGAGGAUAUGAAAUGAAUUCUAUAUAUAGCUACAGCAUGCUAUAAGCUGUGGAAAAAGACAUCUGCCAAGCAGGUGAAUGAUGUAAAGGUUAAAUAAUAAUUUUACAGAAUUGUGUGAAUCAGAUGUUUGAUAAUAAAGAAACAUUGUGACAUUUUUCCUAUUGCUGCAGAAUUCUCUAAUUGUUCAAGUCAAAGCUACAGUGACUGACUAUGUAGCAUGUGAGGGGAAAAAAUAUGUAAAUGAUUUGUACUUAAUGAUAAACAUUAGCCUUGUAUAUCUGAUUAAAAAACAGAGCUCCGCACUAAAA